AUGUCCUGGGUUGAUGAUCUGAAGAAGGGGCUGUCGUUCCCGCAGUUCCCCGGGGAGUUCCUUCACCCGGUCGUCUAUGCCUGCACUGCGGUCAUGCUGCUCUGCCUCUUCGCCUCCAUCAUUACCUACAUAGUGCACCACAGGUCUGACACGGGACCAGCCAGGUCUGACUUAGGACACACGGGACUCUCUGUGGCUGCUUCUGUGGCGGCUUCUGUGGCUGCUUCUGUGGUGGUUUUUGUGGCGGCUUCUGUGGCUGCUUCUGUGGUGGUUUCUGUGGUGGUUUCUGUGGCGGCUUCUGUGGCGGCUUCUGUGUCUGCCUCUGUGGCGGCUUCUGUGGUGGUUUCUGUGGCUGCUUCUGUGGCGACUUCUGUGGCGACUUCUGUGGCUGCUUCUGUGGCUGCUUUCUUUGACUGCUUCUGUGGCUGCUUCUGUGGUGGUUUCUGUGGUGGUUUCUAUGAUGGUUUCUGUGGCGGCUUCUUUGUCUGCUUCUGUGGCGGCUUCUGUGUACUCGGACUACAGCGAUUUGUAUGA
This is a messenger RNA of Knipowitschia caucasica, 534 nucleotides long. The record is from the annotation of a GenBank genome assembly. Lineage: Eukaryota; Metazoa; Chordata; Actinopteri; Gobiiformes; Gobiidae.